Molecule: messenger RNA, 666 nt
Organism: Plectropomus leopardus (leopard coralgrouper)
Lineage: Eukaryota; Metazoa; Chordata; Actinopteri; Perciformes; Serranidae
Source: RefSeq, a predicted model, not a curated record
GUGCCUGAAGCACAAACUCCUCUGAAGUCCCUGGAGGACAUCAAGCUGAUGUUCCAGCGCCUCAGCUUCUCUCCGUUCUCCGCCCUCUCCACCCUGUCUCCUCCCCAGAUCAAAGGCAGCCCUCGCAGCUUCACCAGCAGGCUGUUUGCCCGGGGGAAGACCGGCUCCUUCAACUUCUCCACGCCCAGUAACAGCACCACCGACACCUCAGAGCCAGGCAAAGAAACCAGCCUGGAAACCUCCAACAUUACUAGAGAAGUGGACAGUGACAGUGACACUGAUGAUGAACUGCUGUAUGAGGCAGAGAGUCCAGACGAGGCGGCUCUGGUCCACGCAGCCCAGGCGUACCACUGCACCCUCAGGGCACGCUCUCCAGAAAGCCUGCUGGUGGACCUGCCGGGGAUCGGCUCUCUGGCUGUCCAGCUCCUCCACAUCCUGCCCUUUGACUCCAACAGGAAGAAGAUGUCUGUGGUGGUCCGCCACCCACUCACAGGACAGGUGGUGGUUUACACCAAGGGAGCAGACUCUGCUAUCAUGGACCUGACGGAGACACCUAAAGGUGCAGAGCAGGCUCAGGAGAUCUACAGCCACAUCAGAGAGCAAACCCAAAAACAUUUAGACGGCUAUGCCAGAGAAGGCCUCCGCACGCUCUGCAUCGCUAAAAAG